AUGACUCAGUUCCAGCCUCGCAUGCUGAUCAACGGCCAGUUGGUCGAAGCCUCUGACAAAGCCACUUUUCCCCUUUUCAAUCCUGCGACACGCGAGAAGGUGGCCGAUGUCCCGGAAGCCACCGAAGACGACGUCAACGCCGCCGUCGCCGCCGCAAAGGCCGCCUUCCCAGCAUGGUCCGCUCUCGACCCCGCCAAGCGUGGCUCCUACCUCAAGAAGCUCGCCGCCCUCAUCCGUCAACACAACGAUGAGCUGGCCCACCUCGAGGCGAGCUCCAUGGGCCGCCCCGUGACGGAGUACAUUGACGGGUUCGCUGCCGCGGGCCACUACGACCACUACUCCGAGGCGUGGGCGCAGAUCCAGGGCCAGGCGAGCUUGAACACUCCGGGUUACGUGAACAUGACGCUGAGGCAGCCGUACGGUGUCGUCGGUGCCAUCAUCCCAUGGAACGUGCCGCUUGUUUUCUUUGCUGGGAAAUCGGCGCCUGCGUUGAUUACGGGGAAUACUGUGGUUCUUAAGUCGAGUGAGAAGGCGCCCCUCGCGUCGGCCAAGCUUGCCGAGCUCAUUCACGAGGCUGGGUUUCCCCCGGGCGUCUUCAACGUCAUCUCGGGUCAUGGGCUUCCCUCGGGUGCAGCGCUAUCGGCGCACAUGGACGUCCGCGUACUCACCUUUACCGGCUCUGGCCGUACCGGUCGCCUGAUCCAAGAGGUCGCCGCGAAGACGAACCUGAAGAAGGUCAUCCUCGAGCUCGGCGGUAAGUCGCCCGCCAUCAUCUUCGACGACGCAAACCUCGAUAGGGCCGUCGCCGAGACGAUGCAUUCCAUCCAGUGGAACAGCGGCCAAGUCUGCAUGGCCAACUCGCGCAUCUACGUGCAGGAGAACAUUGCUUCGCAGUUUGUUGAGGUCUUCAAGCAGAAGUUUUCCGCCGUCAAGGCUGGCAACCCUAUCGAGAAGGAUGUCAAACAUGGGCCUCAGGCCGAUGAGAUUCAGUACAAGAACGUGCUGAGCUUCAUUGAGGAGGGCAAGAAGUCCGGGUCGCUUGCGCUUGGCGGUAAGGGGAACCUCGAGUCGACGGGUGGUUUCUUCGUUGAGCCUACCGUGUUCCUCGAGACGCCGGAGGAUGCGCGCAUCAUGAAGGAGGAGGUCUUUGGUCCUGUCGUCAAUAUUAACACUUUUAAGACGGAAGAGGAAGCUAUCAAGAAGGCCAACGACACCCAUUACGGGUUGUAUGCUUCCGUUUACACCAAGAACAUCGACAGGGCUCUCAGGGUGGCCAAGGCUCUCGAGUCUGGCUACGUCGGCGUCAACUCUACCAGUCCUGCGACCGGGCGAGAUCUGCCGUUCGGAGGGUACAAGAUGUCGGGUCAAGGAAGAGAGGGGUGGCUCCAUAGCAUGGACAACUUCCUUGAGACCAAGAGUGUUAUGAUCAGGAUUGAGGAUGCGUAA
Molecule: messenger RNA, 1446 nt
Organism: Scedosporium apiospermum
Lineage: Eukaryota; Fungi; Ascomycota; Sordariomycetes; Microascales; Microascaceae
Product: Aldehyde dehydrogenase
Exons: 3
Coding region: 1-1446 (481 amino acids)
Molecular function (GO): aldehyde dehydrogenase (NAD+) activity
Source: RefSeq, a predicted model, not a curated record